Molecule: messenger RNA, 3442 nt
Organism: Acanthochromis polyacanthus (spiny chromis)
Lineage: Eukaryota; Metazoa; Chordata; Actinopteri; Pomacentridae
Product: Glyco_hydro_56 domain-containing protein
Exons: 7
Coding region: 417-2075 (552 amino acids)
Biological process (GO): hyaluronan catabolic process; carbohydrate metabolic process
Molecular function (GO): hyalurononglucosaminidase activity
Source: RefSeq, a predicted model, not a curated record
UGCCUCCUCUAUCUCCCUCUGGCAUUCUUUUUUAGCCUUUUUUUCUAUCCUUUGCUCCUCAUUUUUCCACCCUCUCCCCGUCUCCCGACACCUUCCGUCUCUCCCUUCUAUUCUUGUCUCUUUAUCUGCUUCACUCCCUCCCUCACUUUCUCCCUCUUUCUCUCGUCGGCCUCCUUCUUGUCGCAUGUUAUACAUGCACAGCUUAUCUAUGCCCUCACAAAUCCUGCAGGAUUUCUUGGUUUUUCUGUCUGGGAGACUAAAGAAUACAACGGAGGACAGAGGAUUAAAACAUUUUAGCAGCAGAAACUCAGACGUUGUCCAGACUGCGAGGGGUAAAUACAGGAACUAUGUUGGCCUUGGAACAUGAUCGGCUCCGAGGGCCUGAAGUGGUGAGAGCCUGAGAGGUGACUGAUUCAAUGGCGUGGACUGAACCCCAGUGGCAUCCAGAUCCACAUCCAGAACUCAAAUUGGCAUUGUGCAGCCUCAGGAUUCGCUUAGCAUCUUCAUCAGUCGUCUUCCUCCUCCUUGUACUUGCUGACUUCACCGGCCUCUGUACAGCCGGUCCACCCCGGCCAGCCCGACCUCCUCUCCUGUCUGGACAGCCUUUCAUUAUAUUCUGGGGCAUCCGUGACUCUUCGUGCUCCGGUCGGCCAGAUCCCAGGUCUUUUGGGAUGGAACGUGAAGGCCGUGUAGCCGUCUUUUACGAGGACACGUUGGGGAAUUAUCCAUAUUUUGUGGACAAAGACACACCGGUCAAUGGGGGGCUGCCGCAGCACACUCGCCUGGACAGCCACCUCCAAAAGACACAGCAGGACCUGGAGUCAGCUCUACCCGCACCGAGGUACCUGGGGCUGGGGGUGCUGCGCUGGGCAGAGUGGGUCCCUCAGUGGUCGAGGAACCAGGAGAAGCAGGCGACGUAUCAGGAGGCGUCGAGGAACUUGAUGAAGUCUUUCUUUCCCAGCUGGACCUCAGAAGAGGUGGAGAAGUGGUCACAGGUGGACUUCGAGGCAGCAGCCCAGUCAGUAAUGACAGAGACUCUCCGGGAGGUCAAAAGGUUACGGCCCAAAGCAUUGUGGGGAAUGUCUCCUUACCCCAGCUGCUACAACAGCAACCCCACACAAACCACGUUAGGCAACUACACUGGCCAGUGCCCUGCUGCAGAGAUGGGCCUGAACAACGAGCUUCUGUGGCUGUGGAAGAGAAGCUCUGCCCUCUACCCUCUGUUCACCUUAGAGAAGCUGCAGAGUGGAACUGCCGGAGCCAAGCGUUAUUUAUCGAGUCAAAUAAAAGAAGCACUUCGAGUCUCAUCUCUGGCCGGAACAGAGUUUGAUCUUCCUGUGUUUCCUUUUGUCAAGAGCGUCUACGCAUCGACUAAUACUCUGUUAUCACAGGAUGACCUGGUCAGCACCAUUGGAGAAAGUGCUGCCAUGGGAACAGCAGGAGUUGUCUUCUGGGAGAAAAGUGAAACGAAGACUGAGAGAGACUGUCAGGACCUGGCAGAGUUCGUCCGUAAAGUCCUGGGACCCUACUCCAUCAACGUAACCACAGCAACCCGACUCUGCUCAGUCUCCCUUUGCCAGGGGAAGGGUCGAUGCGUCCGACAAAACCCAGAGAGCUCCGUAUAUCUCCAUCUACCACCUCCACCCACAGCACCAGACAAGGUGACGGAAAAGGUGACAGAAAAGCCUGAGGCAGCAAAAGUGACAGAACAACCAGACACAGACACUAAAACAGCCGAACCGGAUCCAGCUGAGAUCUGGAAGAAGGACUUCCAGUGUCAGUGGUACAAGACUGCAGACGGAGACGUGUCAGAGCAGCAGUCCCCCAAAGAUGGAGUGUCUAUCAGGAGGACAGUGCUAGAAAGCUCUGGAGCUGCAGCGUUGGCUACUAGAGCUUCUGCAAUAGCUUCUACAACAAAACGUGCCACUGUGACUGAGUUUAGAGGAAGUAGUUCACCUGCUACUUGGAGUCCGAUGCCUUCAGUACCAACAGACGAUGGUAACAAACCACCGAGUGUCCCAGUCUGGACUGGUUUGCUGCUGCUGUUGACUGCAAGCCUUUGCCUGGAUCCUUAAAACUAUCCCAGCUGCCACCUGGGAGAGUAAAACUCUGAGUAUAAGAAGUGCCCUUGAGCCAGACACUGAAUCCCUGCUUGUGGCAGGUGUACUGCUUUGUUGCUGAACACAAUCUGAAUAGAUUCUAUAAAGGAGGACGACAAACUAUGUCUGGAGCUGGAUGUGCCAAGACAAUUGUAAAACCCUUUGCUUUGCCCCCCCUCCCCCCUUUCAAUUUCUACUGAAUGUAUUGUUUUUUCUGUAAAGGCAAAAGAAAAAAUGACAAAAUUGAGUUUUCUAACCUCACCAAAGACUUCUAAAUUUAUGAAACUGCAGUGAAGUAUGUCUUUGCACAUUUUGUUUUAUGUUAAAUGUUUGUAAUAUGACAAAUAAUUCUUCAGUUUAAGACUUACCGUAAUCUGGGUUCUCUUUCUGGUACAUAGAAGAGUCAGGUCGAAGAGCAAGUUCACCAAAAGAAAAGAAAAAACAACAAAACAAUGAAUUUCCAUCGAAAAAUCUAUAAAAUCACAGAUAGUGACAUCUGUAGAUUAUUCAGGAUGAGUGGCAGCAGAAGAUUGCCACUCUACAAAUGCAAAAAAAGAUUUAUUUUUUUUUUACUUGUGAUUUGGGUAAACUGAACCUUUAAUCUGUCUUAAAAAGUUAUUAAAUUUCAGCUAAUUUACAAGCAACAUGGUCCACUGAGACUAAAUAUGGUGCAAUUCCAUGUCAGCACACUGUCUAAAUGAUUUAUUUCUUCAUUUGGUCAUGAAACCGACCAACCAAUAAGUGAAAUAUUACCUUUUUGUAUUGCACUGACUUCCCUGCAGUAACUUUGAUAGAAUUACAGUCACAAACUUCAAGUUAUUUAGCUGAAGCUGAAUGUAAACCACAAAAAUGGCGUCACUAAGAUUUAACCAUUUUAUUUCUAAAGCUAAGAAAAGAUUUACUUUUGAAACAAAACAAAAAAAUAAACAUUUGCUUUCAUAGUUUAGAAACUGAACAGCUCGAUACAGCAAAAUAAAAAUCCUUUGGGGGCAGUUUUAAGCGGUUUUAAGUUAGUGUUUGCUGUUGAAGACAAUCUAGGAGAGGAUGAAAGAUGGUGUUUACUGUUGUCUGCCAAAAAAAAAAAAACAUCUCUGGGCUAAAAACUUUGCAUCUUUUAUUUAUUUAUUUAUUUAUUUAUUUUUACCUACCCCAAAUGUUAAGUCUUCAAAAGGCCCAUCUGUUGACCUGCAGCAAAUAUUUUCACAGCUCUCUGGCCCCCUCUGCCUGACUUCUGGUGAAACUACAUUUGCUUUCACUCCUGUCAUCACAGAAAAAGUUCAUUUGUAAAUAAUAAAAUUACUGAUAACUGAAUCCCAUUUAGAUGCAAGGCUCGUAGUAUUGUA